UGAUGAUGGCGGUGCGUGAACGCGCAGUUAAAGUAAUGGCUGCUCUGGAACGGCGGGUGCCUUGUCUCGAUGAUUUCGUUGGCCAAAGCUGGAGCGUCUGGACGGAAAGAGCCAACCCGACAGCAUCGGAGGGGUCUGAUGGCGAUGAAUACAGCAAGAAUGGCAAAAAAACGAUGGAAACCAUGACAUUGAGGAAGGAGGAUAUGUCCAUCUUUGGGCACUAUCCCGGACACGAUGACUUCUACCUGGUGGUGUGUGACCACUGCAGUCAGGUGGUGAAGCCUCAGGCCUUCGAGAAGCAUUGUGAGAGGAGACACGGCCCUCUGGGUAAGCUCUAUGCACACCUCCGCUCCACACCACCUCCGUCUCAGCAGCAGAGACCCCGUCAUGGGCACACCCCACCGUCACAUGGAACCUGUUCUUGGAGUGGGAGAAACCAGAAUGUCGGACCCCCGCGGGCUUCACCACAGUCUCCCUCCACACCGCCGCAGUUCAGACACUCAAAGCCACCAAAAGAUGGAGUUUGGCAUUCUUCUUCGGAAAAGACCUCCAACUCGGGACAUUCAGAAUCGUCUGUUUUUAAGCAGCCUCCACCCAUUGAACCCACGCGCAGCUCCCCUCCCCCUACCCACAGAGACCCUCCAUGGCCCCAUGGAGGCCCUUCGCCCAGUCGGCCCUCCUCUUCCGAAAGACCCCAGUCCCAGAAAGGGGAGUCGCCCUCGGCUCCCAACACCUCUGGACAUCUUCGUGGACAACGAACUUAUAAGAUGGUCUCCAAAAAAUGUGACCUUGACAGGCACUGUGGCGUCAUGGAUGCCGAGAGAAAGAAAGUUUGUACACGACUUCUGACCUGCAAUAUUCAUUCCAUCCAUCAGAGGAGGAAGGUCCAGGGCCGGAGUAAAAACUUUGACCAGCUGGUGGCAGAGCUGAAGAUGAGUUCGAAGGCUCGUGAAUGGGUUUCUCAGGCCCCAGAAGGUUCUGCAGCUCAGUCCGUGAGCCCAGAACCUCAGAGAGAUUCACCUGCAACGCCCCUCUGCCGGCGACCUCUUACAAAUAGCCCUGCAUUCAGAACGCAACCUGCAUCUGAAAGUGUAGAGGACGAGAAGCCUCAUCUGGAUGAUGGGAGCACACGGCCACACUCUCCUCUCACCCAGGGCCACAUCUCAGGUGAUGAGAGUGAAGCAGAGGGCAAUGAUGACACGACAGACUGGCAUUCAACUCCAUGGCAUCCAAAACCAGCCGCGAUUUGUUCAUUUGGGAGUCAUUCUAUGGGCCAUGGCAUCUUCACUUUUGAUCGACGGUUGCACCAUCUACGAUCUGCCAUGAGUGUCAUGGUGGAGAACCACCUCAGUGCCCAUUUGUGGAGAAAAAUACCUCAAGCAUCCCAGAGUCCCCCAGCCAAGCCUGUCGCUGUUCCUGCCUCUCCUUCCUCCAUUUCCCAGCAUUCCAAACUAAAAACAGGAAGUCACAACCCCACCUCUCUCAAGACUUCCUUUUACUCUUCUCACGGACCAGGCAAGGAGCCAAACCCGCAGAGUUCCUCCACCAGCAAAUCUUACAGUCAAUCAGAAAACUCUGGGGUCAGCCAGUCCACCGCCUCCCCUUCUAGUAAACUCAGCCGGGCUCCGACUCAGUCAGGCCCCGGGCGGCCCAAAAACCCGGUCGGUCGCCCCAGCAAGCAGCAACUGCGCCUCAGGGAAGCAGAGCGGACGUCCUCCGUGGACGCCGGUGCACUGCGAAAGCGCAAAGCCUCUUUCGACGAGUCGGACGCUGUCAGCCCGGACAAGAAUUGCGUGACGCAUAGCAAAGGGCGGCCUCUCAUUAGCAAAACCCCACCGUCAGCCUCUCACGGACAAACCAAUGGCACGCUUUCACCGGCGAGCAAGCCACGCCCCCACAUGACCCCCUCGGAAACCCACGGACCGUCCUCGUGGGCCUUUAAAAAGACUCACCCGUCGGCCCACCACUCGCCUCCAGAUGCUGUCCCGCACAGCCGAGGAGUGGACUCAGGACUGCACAGCAGGAUGGCCAGUUAUGAUCACAAGGGUUUGGGGAAAAAACGCAAGAACAGUGGCUCGUCGCCUCCUUCCAAACCCCACCGGCUGCCCACCUCCCCUCAUUCUGGUUUCUAUCCAUGGAAAGAAAGCAAAGGAUCGGGACUCUCUGUCGGGGGGGAGAAGAAACUCAGCACACAAAAGCCAAAAUUGCACCACUGAGAGUGCCAGCCUUACAAGCCACUAAGAGAGCGAGAAAGAGCCCUAUGAACUCAAAUAGGACUGAACACAGGACUCCUGAUGUCUGACUGUAUGAAUUGUGUAUUUGUGUGAGCGCAUGUUUAGCUACUAUGAAUGUCUGUGUGCGUGGAUGUGUAUGAAAUAAGAUGAGGGAGUGAAUUUCUCUGUGAAUUCAGAAAAUACCUCAGAAUCUACUGAAUAAUGCUGCUACGUAAAUGUUGUUUAUAAAAUGGAUUAAAAUAUUCUUUAUACUCAG
This is a messenger RNA of Paramisgurnus dabryanus, 2490 nucleotides long. It is a transcript of the gene atxn7l2a, whose product is annotated as ataxin 7-like 2a. The record is from RefSeq and is a predicted model, not a curated record. Lineage: Eukaryota; Metazoa; Chordata; Actinopteri; Cypriniformes; Cobitidae.